AUGCCCUCGCUCGAGUCGCCCAACAGCCUUAAGAAGAUGAAUUACGGCAUGCGCAACCGCUUCGGCUUCGACAACAUCCUCGGCGAUCCGUUCGCCCUGUCGACCAUCUCCAUUAGCAUUCUCGCAUGGAUCAUCGCAUUCGUCGGCUCGGUCAUCGGUAGCCUCCACGGCGAGUUCCCCAACUACACCUGGUGGGCUCUCGUCUACUUCUUCUGCUGCAUUGUCGGUGUUAUCAUCGUCGUUGGUUCCGAGUCCGAGGACACCUACCACGUCGCGGUCUCUAGCUACCUCGCCGCAGGCUUGGUCUUCACCAGCUCAGCCGUCAAUGCCACCGUCUACCAGAAUGACUCCGCGAAGGAGGCUGCCGCUGCCGGCUACAUCCUCCUGUCGAUGGUUGCUAUUAUCUGGAUCUUCUACUUCGGCUCGCAGCCCUCGGCCUCGCACCGCACUUUUGUUGAUUCGUAUGCGAUGAACAAGGAGGGUCAAUCCGUCCGCAACUCUCGUCCCAUGUCGAACAACUACAGUGCCCGCCCGCAGACGACGACCACCCAGCCGCAGCCUCAGAUGUACACUUCGGCCCAACUCAAUGGCUUCGAGACGUCAUCCCCGGUGUCCGGCUACCACGGCGGCCCUGCUGGUGCGGCUGAUCGCAACUCUACGGCACCGCGCUUCGGCAAUGGCAUGAACGGCACCGCCAACCCGGGCGCACAGCCCGAGCAGGACGCACCCACUGAGUACCCGUACCGUGCCAAGGCCAUCUACAGCUACGAGGCCAACCCCGAGGAUGUCAACGAAAUCAGCUUCUCCAAGCACGAGAUCCUCGAGGUGUCGGACGUCAGCGGACGCUGGUGGCAGGCGAGGAAGCAGACGGGUGAGACGGGUAUUGCGCCAAGCAACUACCUCAUCUUGCUAUAG
Molecule: messenger RNA, 915 nt
Organism: Lasiodiplodia theobromae
Lineage: Eukaryota; Fungi; Ascomycota; Dothideomycetes; Botryosphaeriales; Botryosphaeriaceae
Product: High osmolarity signaling protein
Exons: 4
Coding region: 1-915 (304 amino acids)
Molecular function (GO): protein binding
Source: RefSeq, a predicted model, not a curated record